Molecule: messenger RNA, 4083 nt
Organism: Morus notabilis
Lineage: Eukaryota; Viridiplantae; Streptophyta; Magnoliopsida; Rosales; Moraceae
Product: disease resistance-like protein DSC1
Exons: 7
Coding region: 8-3889 (1293 amino acids)
Biological process (GO): signal transduction; defense response
Molecular function (GO): ADP binding
Source: RefSeq, a predicted model, not a curated record
CUUAGUUAUGGCUGCAUCUUCUUCUGCUCCAAAACAAACGUAUGAUGUUUUUAUAAGCUUCAGAGGUGAGGACACUCGCCACAACUUCACCGGCCAUUUUUAUGCAGCUUUGCGUCGGAAAAAAGUUCGUGCCUACAUAGACGAGGAUCGUCUUGAGAAAGGAGAGGAAAUUUCACCUUCGCUUUUGAACGCAAUUGAGGAGUCAAAGAUUUCUGUGCUUAUUUUCUCGAAGAAUUAUGCUUCUUCGUCGUGGUGCUUAACUGAGCUCGCUCACAUCCUCCGAUGCAAAGUGGUAAACAAGCAGCUCGUUGUUCCGAUUUUUUACCAUGUCGAUCCAUCAGACAUACGCCAACAACGAAACAGCUAUGCGGCGGCAUUUGCCAAGCAUGAAAAGCGCUUUGAGGAUGAAAAGGUGCAAAUGUGGAGAAGUGCUUUGAAAGAAGCAGGCAAUAUGUGUGGCUGGAAUAUUGAUUUCAAUAGAUCCGAGUCUGAAGUAAUUGAGGAAAUUGUCAAAGACAUUCUAAACAGGUUGGAUAACACGUCAUCUAAAGAUGAAUUCAAGGAUCUGGUUGGAAUUGACAUACAAGUUCAAAACAUUAAACUAUUGCUACAUUUCAGUUUAUUAGAUGUUCGGAUUGUAGGACUUUGGGGCAUGGGCGGUAUUGGAAAAACCACCCUGGUCGAAGUCAUAUUCAGUCGCUUUGCUCCUCAAUUUGAAAGUUGUUGCUUUCUUAGAAACAUUAAGGAGACAAAACGACAUAAACUUCACAAGUUACGAAAGAAACUCUUCUCUGAAUUGUUGAAGGAGAAAAUAGUAAAUGUCAAUCAAUUUGUAAGGGAUAGGCUUCAGCGUACGAAGGUGCUAGUCGUUCUUGAUGAUGUAGAUGAUGUCGAGCAGUUAGAGUAUUUGGUUAGAGAUCGUGAUUGGUUUGGCCAGGGGAGUAGAAUCAUUAUAACAACUAGAGAUAAGCAAGUCCUGACGAAUAUCGAAGCUGAUGGAAUAUAUGAGGUUGAUGAGUUAAAUUCUCAUGAUGCUCUUCAAUUAUUUUAUGCAUCAGCAUUCAAGGGAAACUCUCCCUCACCAGUUUAUGUAGAAAUGUCAAAAAGAGUGGUCACUGAAUAUGCUAAAGGUGUUCCUUUAGCCCUUAAAGUUUUGGGUUGUCACCUUUGUUCCAAGAGCAUAGAAGAAUGGGAAAGUGAACUGAAAAGGUUGGAAAAUAUUCCCUAUGACAAAGUUCAGAAUGUGUUGAAAAUGAGUUAUGAUGGCCUGUGUUCCGAAGAGAAAAAUAUAUUUCUCGAUAUCGUGUUUUUCUUUAUUGGCAUGAAACAGGAUGAUGCAAAAAGAAUACUCGAUAGCCAUCGCUGGGGAGUUGCUAUGGGAAUUAGUGUUCUCAUUGACAGGUCUCUUUUAACAAUUGAUCGUUCCAAUCAGCUGUCUAUGCAUGAUCUGGUACAAGACAUGGGUAAAGAAAUUGUUCGUCAGGAAUCUCCUAAUGAGCCUGGAAGGCGCAGCAGGCUUUGGUUUGCUGAAGAUGUCUGUAGUGUCUUGAAAAAUAAUACUGCAACCCCAGAAAUUCAAGGAAUGUCCCUAGACAUGUCUAAAAUUCGUGCUGCCAUAUGCAUGAGUCCUAGACUUUUCGAAGCAAUGCCUAAUCUCAAAUUCCUUCGGUUUUUUGAUUAUGUUGAGGAAAAGCUGAAACUUCAAAAAAAAGGUCUUAAAUGUCUUCCUAGUGAGCUCAGAUUUCUUCAUUGGGAUAGUUUCCCUCUAAAACGUUUGCCUCCCAAAUUUUGGCCUCAAAAUCUUAUUGAGCUACACCUGAUUAACAGUAAGCUAGAGAAGCUUUGGGAUGACGUUCAGCAUAUUGUGAGCUUAAAAGUUCUAAAUCUUGAAGGAUCUAAGAAGCUUACUGAAAUUCCAGACCUCUCUUUGGCACUAAAUUUGGAAAAGAUAAAUCUCAGACGCUGUAUACACCUUAAGCGUCUUCCAGGAGGCAUUGGCAAGCUGGAGUUGUUGCAGGUUCUUAGGUUAUCUGGCUGCUCAAACAUUGACGAAUUUCCAGAACUUCCAAAAAAUAUACAACGUUUGCAUAUGGAUGGGACAGCUAUAGAGAAUGUGCCGCCAUCAAUUGAGCGUCUCUCUCAGCUCCUGGUAUUUAAUUUGACAAAUUGCAAAAGGCUUGAGAGCCUUCCGACCAACUUUUCUAAGUUAAAAUCUCUCGAAGAGCUCUACGUCGGUGGUUGCUUAGCAUUAAACUACUUGCCAGAAAUUAAAGAGCCCAUGGAACAUCUAACAGUGCUUCAAACACAAGAAGCACGCAUAAGAAAGUUGCCCUCGUCAACUGAAAAACUUGAUGGGAUUACAAAAUUAUUCAUCCAACACACCCGUGUACCUGAAAUACCCGAUUGGCUCUUCUCUUUACCCGGACUAGACUUGUUAAAUCUCCGUGAAUCAAAUACUAUUAGAAUUCCUGAAAGCAUCAAAAGUUCUAAGUUGAAGUAUUUGCAAUUAAGAGAUUGCAAGUUCCUUAAGUCUCUACCAGAACUUCCUCUUUCCAUACAGGCUAUUAGCGUAGAGGGGUGCAUAUCAUUGGAGAAGGUGUCAAAUUCAUGGAAUCUACUUGCACAAGCGCCUAAAGGGGAUCGGCCCUUUCCGAUGCGGUUUUCAUUUGAGGGUUGCUUAAAGUUGGAUCACAAGGAUGUGAUAACUGAAUUUCAGAUUAGAUCUUUAUUCUAUGCCUCAAUACAACAACUUUUGAAACAUAAGGGUCAGAUAACGUUGAGUUGCGAGACAAUGAGGAGACCACAUCUGGAUGCUGGUUUCCGUGCUUCACUUACACAAAAAGGUUGUAGAUUCGAGAAGGAGAGGCAUGUGACUCCGCUUCGCGUUAUUGUUUCUUAUCCGGGAGAUGAAAUUCCUGAGUGGUUUAGCUAUCAAAACGUUGGAGAUUCAAUAGAUAUGAUGGUUCCCACAGAGUAUACAAAUUUCUUGGGUUUUGCCUUUUGCUUUGUUGUUGAAAAUGCCCACAAUGAUGAUAGCUACAAUGUCGAAAAUUUAUAUUGGGAAAUCUAUCUCAAAACCAACAGUAAUGGUGAAAGGCGUAUCCAACAUUUGUCAAAAUCCAUGUAUUUUGGAGGCAGUUAUGACUUAAACCAUGUGUUAAUGACCACGCAUCUAGCUGCAGCUGCAUUUGUCUGUGAUCCUGUAACAGAGAUGUCAUUUCACUUUAGUUUUGAAGAUCCGUUAAAACGCAAAAUAAAAAGUUGCGGAAUGCGCCUGCUUUCUCUCCAGGACGCAAUUGAAUUUGGUAUCAUCAGUGAUCAAUAUGUAUUUUCAGAGGCGAAUGUUGUCGUUAACGAGUUGCAACCAAGUGGAUUUUUAAAGAAUGUGAUAUACCCUUUGUUCAGCUUUCAGGGUUUCCCGUCAAGGCAACAACUUUGUGAGAAGAUAUUGAGUUUCAAGAUACUGCCCAGGCACAAGACAUUAUGGUUGCUGCUUGUUUUGGAUUGUUUGCCAGUACGAGAAGUUGUUAAUUACCAAGUGGAUUUGGACACCACUUGCCCGCUCUGUGGCUUGGUUUCGGAAAGUGCCACCCAUCUGUUUCUGUACUGCCAGAGUGUUGGGCCUCUUUGGUUCAUGUCACGGUGGGGCCUCAAGACAAAUUCUCUCUGCUGUGAUUCCAUGGCUUCUUUCUUGGAACUGGUAUUAUUUGGUGAUCCAAACUCAUUAUGCCAUUUUGAUGGAGAUUUCUUGCUUUAUGCUUCUGUACUUUUGGAAACUAUUUGGCUUGCGAGGAAUGGGCUCGUUCAUGAAGAGAAGACGUUUGAUAUUGCGGAUAUACAUUCCUCUGUGCAAGCUCAAUUCAAUGAGAUUACCGCCAUUGAUCCCUGAUUGCAGAUAUAUUAAACCCCUUGCAGGCGAUGCUAGAAGUAGCGCAGAGUAGCUGAAUUAGUUGCUACUGUCAAGUAAGGACAUUAUAUCCAUCAUCCUUGUGUAUAAAUGUAAGGAUUGUAAAUUCUAAGAUUAUAAACUUUGAAUAUCUAGAUUGUGGUUGAUGUCUGUAAAUGUUAUUUAAAUGUUCAUGU